ACAGACGUGUCCCCUUCAACUUCCUAGCGGGAAGCAGGAGUCGGGAGCUGUCCUUAGGUAGCAGAAAUCAAUGAUAGAUACAACAGGAUAUCAAAAAUGAGACUGUCCCGAGCUGAAUAUAAAGAGAUUGCGAGGUGGACUGAACAACUUAGACCUACACGGCAAUGUAUGAAGAUGCUGAAGGACAGAUUUCCUAAUCACUCGCAGUCCACUCUUCUGAGCAUCUUCUCCCUGGAGUACCAGAAAAGGACAAAAAGGACCAUCUCAAGACACCACACACCAGAUGUUAUUGAAUGCCACUAUCAAAGGUAUCUGAGUGAAGCCAAGGCACGUCCCACUGCUCCUGUCCUGCUGGACUUAGCCAAUGAGGUGGAUCUGUCUCCUGCUCUGAUGGCUCGUAUCAUCCUGGACAAGUUCCUCCAGGACAUGGAUGGUGAAAUGCCCUCCAAAACAUUGCUUAACAGCAUGCUGAAGGACCCAUCACUAAUUCCAGACCAAAUAUUGGCCAAUAAUAUAUACCAAUGCACAAUAAAUGACUGCUGUUAUGGACCACUGGUAGACUGCAUCAAACGUGCUAUUGGCGAAGAGCAUGAGGUACUGCUGCGUGACAAAUUGAAGGAGAAGAACCUUUCAUUCCUAGAUGAAAACCAGUUGAGAACUAGGGGUUACGACAAAACACCUGAUAUCAUCCUGGAAGUUCCCAUUGCUGUGGAGGGACACAUUGUACAUUGGAUUGAGAGCAAAGCUUCCUUUGGAGAUGACCACAGCCAUCGCACCUACCUCAAUGAACAGUUCUGGAGCUACUGGAACAGAUUUGGUCCAGGCCUUGUGAUCUACUGGUAUGGUUUCAUAGGAGAGCUGGACUGCCAGAGGGACAGAGGUAUACUACUUAAGGACUGCUUCCCUACAGACAUAGUCAUCCUGUGCCAUGCCACCCACCAGAACCAUUCACCAGAGAGCCAGAAAAAAGACAAAGAGUGAUAAAAGAUUGGAAGUGGACUUAAAAUUGUUGAAAAAGAAAAUUAAAGAUGAGAGGUUGAAUGGGAGGAAAAAGGGAGGGCAGCAAGGAGGUGGGAAGGGUAGGAAUACUGAACUAUGCAGGGGCGGAUACUUGGAUCCGGAAGCAAUUUGGCUUUCCUGCAGUGUAAAUCUGCCCUGAACUUCAGCUGACCCUCUUUCUCUGUCUGUGUCCCUCCAUCUUCCUCUCAUUCACUGCUCUAAAGUAACUGCAUGUAAACACAACACAGCAUUCUGGACAUCUGUACACUGCCAGAUUUUGCUUUUUGUCAACACCUGGCCCUUGGAUGGCCUUUUACAGUGGAUGACCGUGGUGCUGGCCAGGGCCAAAGCAGGACGUAAGACCCUUCCUUAUCACACCCAAAGCCCUGGCCUUUCUCACUCCUUCCUGCUCCUUUCCAUAGCCAGAUAAGUGAGGUGCAGCCUGGAGGCUGGGUGGACGUCUGCCUCUCACCUGCGUCACUCAGUGCCCUCUCAGUCACUUUCCAGGGGGGUAAACAGGAUAAUUUCUGAUUAAAGAUGUCUAUUUAUGAUUCAACUACAUCUUGUCAAAUUCAAACUUUCUCUAAAGUGUGCAUUAUUGUAAUUACAUCGAUUAAAAAAAAAAAAAAACAAGAAUAAAAUAAUUAUAGAUGUCAACAUGUUAGCUCAGCUUUCCACAACGGUCCUGCUAACCUUGUUUGCAAACUACAGGAUUUAUAUUUAAAAUUAGUAUUUGGUAUGAGCUAACAAUUAUGUACGUUAAAACUGUCCACUUUUUGUGAUUCCUUAAUUUAUCGUUUAGUCUAUAAAAUGUAAGAUCUUGGACACUGGCCAUGACAGUGAUGAGCAGCUCAAGAUAUUUAAUGUUUUAUGAUAAACUGUAAAUAAAAAAAAAUUAAUACAAUUCAUCCCAGAUUUCUAAUGUGUUAAAGGGCUUGUCAAAUAUUGUUAUGAUUAAUGUUUUGAUAACUCAUGGCUUACUUAUUUAACUCAUUUGUUUUGGUUCUUAUCUCUGCAUAUUGUUAUUUAAAGGCAAACCAUAGGGGAAAAGAAUCAGGACAGGAAAGAAUCAAUAAACAAAAACAAAACAAUGGUGUCAAAAGGUUUACAAGAGACUAGAUGGUAAAAACAAGAAAAAAAAACUGUUCUCACACUGGAGUCAAACUUGGGUCUCCUUAACAAAGGUCCACGGAUUUAUCGUGUUUUUAUUAUAUGGUUUAGAAAGCUACAGCUCCCUUUAUUCUUUUUUUUUUUUUUUUUUUUUUAAUUAUUUAUGUAUUAUUAGUAUUCCACAAAAAGAUAGCAAUGUUAUUGAUACCAGUUGAUACUUUUUUGAAUGACACUUAUCUAAGCGGGGUGUACAGCGACGUGGAAACAGCAGACCACUGAUCAGGCCGUCAGUCAUCACGUGGGGGCCUUGAAACAUCUCUGCAUACACAAGAGCACACAUCCUUGUUCUAUGAAGUCGAACAAAUCAGAUAGUUUGUACGGAUUGCAGGUUGCGUGCAUGAGUACAUGAGCAUGUUUAUUAACUGUGUGGAUUUACAAUCUGUUUUUUUCUGCUGACAGAGCUCUAUAGCCCUGAGCCGUUCUAUACCAUGUCAUGGAAGAACACCAUUUAUAGCACCACCAUCAAUAAGAAAAUUAAAUACAUUUUAUUUUAAAAUUACCUGAAGAUGGUAAAAAAUUUAAUAAUUAAAAACUAAAUCCUUUUAAAUCACAUUUUUACUUUCACAGACAACCAGCCCCCCUCCCUGCUUGAUCUAUGAUAAAGAAUUUCUCUUGUACUGCCCGACUUUGUACAUCUGUCAUCUAAUAAAGUUUAAAAAACUUUCAUGAGUAUGUUCUUGUCAUGAGUAUUAACACCAUGCACUUUAUGCACUCAUACUCUACUACUUUCUUGGCCAUUUGAGUGCCUACAUGUGCAUGGAAACACCUGA
This is a messenger RNA of Melanotaenia boesemani (Boeseman's rainbowfish), 2939 nucleotides long. It is a transcript of the gene cdin1, whose product is annotated as CDAN1 interacting nuclease 1. Gene Ontology annotation, biological process: erythrocyte differentiation. The transcript is spliced from 12 exons. Gene Ontology annotation, cellular component: nucleus; cytoplasm. Lineage: Eukaryota; Metazoa; Chordata; Actinopteri; Atheriniformes; Melanotaeniidae. The record is from RefSeq and is a predicted model, not a curated record. The coding region runs from base 97 to 981 and encodes 294 amino acids.